Quercus robur (English oak) is the source of this 2730-nucleotide messenger RNA. RefSeq names its product MDIS1-interacting receptor like kinase 2-like. Lineage: Eukaryota; Viridiplantae; Streptophyta; Magnoliopsida; Fagales; Fagaceae. Gene Ontology annotation, biological process: protein phosphorylation; hormone-mediated signaling pathway. Gene Ontology annotation, molecular function: protein binding; protein kinase activity; ATP binding. Gene Ontology annotation, cellular component: plasma membrane. The transcript has 3 exons. The record is from RefSeq and is a predicted model, not a curated record. The coding region runs from base 36 to 2513 and encodes 825 amino acids.
CUCAUCAAUCAAUCCAUCAUACACUUUAUUUUAACAUGGCUCCCUCUGUCUCCAUUUCCAUUCUGGUAUUAGCAUUAUGGGUUCUUUGUAUAUUCACGCACUCCACAACUAUGGUUGUUGCAGCUAAGUCAUCAGCGCUAGAACUAGAAGCCAAGGCUCUGCUGGAGAGUGGGUGGUGGAGUAGUAAAUACACCACCAACGGUUCCUCCUUAAGUCAUUGCGAGUGGCCUGGAAUCUAUUGCAAUGUUGACAGAAGCGUCGUAUGGAUUUACAUGAUCAACGUCUAUCUGGGAGAUAAGUUUCGAAAAUUCAACUUCUCAUCCUUCCCAAAUUUAGAAGAUCUUGAUCUUUAUAAUACUGGACUCCAAGGAAGCAUCCCGCCAGAGAUUGGUACUAUUUCUAAACUCAAAGACCUUUAUCUACCUGCGAAUAAUCUCACAGGUAAUUUGCCUCUUUGGCUUGCCAACCUCACUCAGUUAGAGACAUUUGACAUUUCUUCUAACCUAAUUAGUGGGUCCAUUCCUAAAGAAUUAGGAAAUUUAAAGAAUCUUCGAGAUUUAGAUCUAAGUGCAAAUGCUUUCAGUGGUGAGUUUCCUCUUUCGCUUGCCAACCUCACUCAGUUAGAGAGAUUUAACAUUUCUUCUAACCUAAUUAGUGGGUCCAUUCCUAAAGAAUUUGGAAAUUUAAAGAAUCUUUCUACUUUAGAUUUGAGUAAUAACACACUCACCGGGCCAAUCCCUUUCACAAUUGGUCAUUUUACUAACUUGAGAACUUUGUCCCUUGCUUGGAACCAAAUUAGUGGCUCCAUCCCUGCAGAAAUAGCUAAUUGCAUUUCGUUGAACAACUUAACUCUAAGCCACAACUACUUAACAGGAACCAUUUCCUUUGACAUGAGUAACCUUUAUUUGUUAGUAUAUUUAGAUCUCAGCUAUAAUAACCUUAGUGGUUUCAUUCCCCGAACUAUCAAUCAUUUAACUGUUUUGGAAACUCUGUCCCUCAAUUGGAAUCAAAUCAAUGGCUCCAUCCCCACUGAAAUAAUUGAUUGCCAGAGCUUGAGACACUUGUCAUUAAGCCACAACUCCUUAAGUGGUUACAUUCCCUCUCACAUUAGUGAUCUUCAUUUCUUAAAUGCUAUUGACCUAAGUCAUAACAACAUCAGCGGAGAUAUUCCAUUUGAACUUGGGGAUUCACCAUCUUUAGAGCUCUUGGAUUUUAGCUACAAUAAUCUUACCGGUAACAUUCCCAAUAUUUCUGUUUCAAUAAAAGAAAUAAACUUUUCAUACAAUUCGUUGCAUGGUCAGAUCCCAAAUGGCUACUUAAAUUGUUCACCUUACACAUUUAUUGGCAACAAAGAUUUAUGUGGUGACAUCAAAGGUUUCCCUCCUUGCUUUCCAUCUUCCCCAAACAAUAACAAAUCAAUUGUCCACCUAAUAAAAAUUGUUGCUCCCCUCAGCUUUUUCCUUGUGGUUUUACUUGUUGGGUUUUUUUUCCUCUCUCGACGUGGGGAUAAGAAAACUAAAUAUGAGUCAAGUGAAACAAAGAAUGGUGACUUAUUUUCAAUAUGGAAUUAUGAUGGAAAAAUUGCAUAUGAAGACAUCAUCGAAGCAACAAAGGACUUUGACAUUAGCUGCUGCAUCGGGACAGGCGGUUAUGGUAGUGUUUACAAAGCACAAUUGCCUAGUGGUAAAGUAGUUGCCAUAAAGAAACUUCAUCGCUUGGAGGCUGAGAACCCAACAUUUGACAAGAGUUUCAAAAAUGAGGUCAAAAUGUUAGUAGCAAUCCGACAUCGAAAUAUUGUUAAACUUCUUGGCUACUGUUUGCAUAAUCGAUGCAUGUUUUUAAUCUAUGAGUAUAUGGAAAGGGGAAGCUUGUUUUCUGUCCUAAGCAAUGAUGUUGAGGCUGUGGAAUUUGAUUGGAUGAAGAGGAUGAACGUCAUCAAAAGUAUAGCACAUGCCUUAUGUUACAUGCAUCAUGAAUGCGUUCCGGCAAUUGUUCAUCGAGAUAUAACCAGCAACAAUAUAUUGUUGAACUCUGAAUUGGAGGGUUUUGUCUCUGAUUUUGGCAUGGCUAAAUUUCUUGAUCCUGAUUCCUCCAAUCAAACUUUAGUUGCUGGGACUUAUGGUUAUCUUGCUCCAGAAUUGGCCUAUACUAUGGUGGUGACUGAAAAAUGUGACGUUUAUAGCUUUGGAGUGGUGGCAUUAGAAAUAUUAAUGGGAAGACAUCCAGGCGAGCUCAUGACAUUGUUAUCAUCAUCUCAAAGUGUGAUGUUAAAUGAAAUAUUAGACCAACGUCUCCCACCUCCAAACCGUUUGGUUGCAAAGGAUGUUUUUCUUGUUGCUGCAAUUUCAUUUGCUUGCUUACACACUAAACCAAAGUCUAGGCCGACAAUGAAAUGGGUGUCCCAAGAAUUUCUCUCUCACAAGAAACCAGUAACGAACCCCUUACAUUCAGUUUCACUAUGGCAGUUGAGGAACCAAGAAAAUUAUAUAAUCGGAGAGAGUGAAACUCAAUAAGGAAUGGAGAGGGUGAAACUCAAUAAGGAUGUGCUUGUUUUUCGAUUGAGAACCAUAUCGUUUGACGAAAUUCUAUGGCAAAAAAUGUUGUGUUUACAAUAACAAUUCCUUGAGAAUCUUGUGCAAGUUGUAUGUGUUGUUCUUUAUGAUUUGUAACUUGUAUUUUGCAACAUGAAAUUUAUGUCUUUUUCGCUUUUCUAAUGCCACACAUCUAGAA